Astyanax mexicanus (Mexican tetra) is the source of this 3997-nucleotide messenger RNA. It is a transcript of the gene hoxb6b, whose product is annotated as homeobox B6b. The record is from RefSeq and is a predicted model, not a curated record. Gene Ontology annotation, biological process: regulation of transcription by RNA polymerase II; anterior/posterior pattern specification. Gene Ontology annotation, cellular component: nucleus. Lineage: Eukaryota; Metazoa; Chordata; Actinopteri; Characiformes; Acestrorhamphidae. The coding region runs from base 2794 to 3444 and encodes 216 amino acids. The transcript is spliced from 2 exons. Gene Ontology annotation, molecular function: DNA-binding transcription factor activity, RNA polymerase II-specific; RNA polymerase II cis-regulatory region sequence-specific DNA binding.
UGUUCCUUAUGAUGCUAACCAGUGCGUGUGUGUUUUAUGUAACCCACGAGAAUGAUAGGCCUGCUAUGUUGGGCAGGCAUGCCUAGUGUAAAGACACUGUCAUAUUGGAGGCUAACCAAGGAACGACUGCAGUGAAGUGAUCUUAGAUUAUAUUUUAGACUUUAAAGCUGAUUCCAGGUCCAAUUACGAUUACACUGAAUGCUAAUUUGUUUGAACAGUGGAUAGCCAGGGGGUCGUUGGAUGUUCGUGGUUGAAUCUAGGACUAUAUCGCCUAGAUAUUAUUCAGCGAGUCCUUCGAUAAACGAGUCUAGAGGAGCUAAAGUGAAAAUUAUUCUAAAUAGGCUGUUUGUGAUUGUAAACACCCGAAGACAUUGCUCCGGUAUGAUACGGCAGUGAACUGUGCUUGGACAGUAGUUUAAACUUUAUAAUAGAUUAUGAUAGAGUUUGAAAGAAAAGGUCAGUCUGGUCGGUGGACUGUACAAUUUACUUGGAUUUUUAAUAUCUUUACCGUAAACCCAGGUUUUCAAUAAAAAAAUAUGAAUCAUCCCUUGAAGCCGAAUGGCUGCGACUAUUUGUUGUCAUUUAGAGACUGUUGUGUAGGUCUUUUUUUUUUUGGUAUUUUUAUAGAUUUUUAAUUUUUUCUUUUUGAAGAAAUUAAGUAGUUUGCUACUGUUGUUCUAAUGUCAUUUUAAACAUUUCCCCGCAGUGAGCCAGCAGUAGUAGCAUUUGAGGAUUAAGGCAUUUCAGAUAUUAUCCUCCGUAUCUUGCUGUUACGAUAGCUUUUGCAAAGAUGUGCCAAUCCUUUUGUUUUUAAUCAUACAUAGAUUCAAAGGAAUUGGGUUUAGGUGAUUAUUCUAUUGAUUGAUUGUUCAUUAAUUACACGUUCAGGUAUUUUAUAUACUUUAUUUCUGAAGCCCUGACUGACGGUGUUUUUAUGAUUUUUAAAUAGAAAUUGAUGUGCAUUUCUGGGCUUUGUAAAAUACACAUAAACCAGGAAAAAGCCACUAUUGUAAUGGCGCAGUUUUUCUGAUUUCUUGCUCUGGGAUGCCAUCUAGUGACGAAAAAACUAAGCCGAAUGACGAUGCUAGUGACCAUUGCUUAUAAAUAUAGAUGGGUUUUGUCAACAUCCUUCUGAGUUUGAUUUCGUUGGAUUUGUAGUCAUGUGGAUUUGCAGGCCUGUUUGUUGUGGGACAAUGGAAUACAGAUUAGACAACACUGAUAAAACUUUCUAAGAAGUAAUGUUUUGUUCAAUUAUGCUUCCCUCAUCGGCCUCUUUGUUUUUGUGUGAUUUGAUUUUUAGGCAUCAUUUUUAAGACCUACAUUUUAUACUACAGUAGGUAACCCCCUCUAUAUGUGCAAUUCGUUAGUCUUAGCUGUAGUGCCAUUUAGGAUAUUAGGACAACAAUGCUUUCCUCUAUUUCUAGUUAACUGACAUUGCACAAUGCGCUAUUUGGUUUUAAUCCCAUAUGAUGCCAGCAAAACGUUGUUUUAUUUGGUGUUGGCCAGUUGUAACAUUAGUUUACCUACACGAAUACACACUUAUGAAAUCUUAGUCGCACCCUACUUUACAGAAACGAAAAAGAUACAGGGAUGAAAGAGGUAAGACUCUAGUGAGGAAACAUUUAUUAUACAAUGUACGUUUUAUACGGAAAGCACGGGCCUUGUUAUUGUGAGUUUCAAAACCCAAUUACCUAUUUAAACUCCCGCUGCACAAUCCACUCAUAUGAGACCUAGGAGAUCAUGGUAUUUUUUAGGCAAAUUCGUCAAUAGUUAACGUUGUGUGAUUUGUAUUUUCGUUUGAAUAUUUUUUUAAGUAAAUAUCUAGACUUAAAUUCAUAUGUUGGAAAAAAUGGUUUAACUUGAUGAUCAAUUAUUUUAAUGACCCUUAAAUGGAUUAAGCUAUCGAAUUCCAAUGUCAGUGCUCUCAACUGCUUCUAUUGGGUAUCAGUCUGCUUGAAGGUCAUUCUGCUUUACUUUCAGGUUCUAAAUUCUCCUACCUGGGUACAUGCACAACUUUGAUAUUUGAUUUUCCUGCUACAUAAACUUUUAUUUACAUUUUCGUUGAUGUACACUUUCAAUCUGAUUUGUUUUUCUCCCCAAUUUAUUUACAAUUGCAUAAGUGAAGGUUUACGCUGAUAGGGUGUAUAUAUAAACUAUAAUAAUAUUGUUUAUAUUUUAAUAUAUUUUUUUUAAUAUAGCAAUGCCCAUAUCCAGUGUUUAGAAAAAGAAAUCACGGGACUCUGGUGCUGUUGGUAAUUGGUUUUUCAUACUGUAAAUGUCCACACGAACACCACGCGGUUGAGAUUAAUGGUGGUUAUCAGUGAUUUUUUUAUGUGCUUUUCUUCGUUAUUUAGAUUUAAAAGUUGUACAUCGGUAUAUUUUAACGCAUUCUUAAAGAAAAACUUUGCGGGACAUCAGCAGAAGUGUUAAUGGAAUAGAUAUCAAAUAUUAUAAAAACCCAGUUUGAGUCCCAAGAAAGUCUCACGUCUAUUGUGUAUUUUUCUCUAUGUUAGUUAAUAUAACUAGAAUCUCCUAAAUCAGAGAGGUUUUAUAUGCCUUGGGGAUUCCAUCCCAUGCAACAAGAGCUCCCCCUCCCUAAAACGCUCUUCUGACAGAGAUGCUCACGAUUGGCCAGACCAUGAUCAGCUGGUGCGUCUCCGAGCGCGCUCACAUUGGCACCUCGCCACCCCCCCUCCGGCUAAAACCAAACCACAGAUAAAGUAAUGGCAAAGCACACUUGGACUAUAAAACACAACAAAUCAUAAACCCUCGGACAAGAACCGUGGCCACCCAAUGAGUUCCUACUUCGUCAACUCAACUUUCCCCGUGUCUCUGCCCGGGGGACAGGAGUCUUUUUUGGGUCAGAUCCCGUUAUAUUCCUCUGGAUAUACGGACUCUUUAAGGCACUACCCGAGUGCUGCGUUCGGAUCCACCAAUGUACAGAAAGAGGUGUACACGCCCUCGUACUACCAGCAGGCUGCGGGUGUUUUCGGGAGGAAUGGCACGGGCGCAUGCGACUACACCGCUGACCGCGCGUGUGCUCUCGGAGGGCUGGAGGACUCGCUGGUGCUGAGCCAGGAGCAAUGCAAGACAGACUGCACCGAGCAGAGCUCAGACAGAUACUCUUACAGUGAAGACAAGCCGUGCGCACCGGUCUACCCGUGGAUGCAGAGAAUGAACUCAUGUAACGGCAUUCCUGGCAACACUGGCCGCAGGGGUCGUCAGACCUACACUCGCUUUCAGACUCUCGAGCUAGAGAAGGAGUUUCAUUUUAACAGAUAUUUGACCAGAAGACGCAGAAUCGAGAUCUCGCACGCACUUUGUCUGACAGAGCGGCAAAUAAAGAUUUGGUUCCAGAAUCGUAGAAUGAAGUGGAAGAAGGAGAACAAAGUGAUGAACUCUGCAAAGGCCAGCGAGGAAGAGGAUGAUGGCAAGGCGGGAUAGACUUUAAUAGAUAUGCAGAUAUGCUAAAUCGUACAAGCAAGUCCAGCAUUUUCACCCCCCCUUCACAGUGUGUAGCCUGUAGUAUUCCCAUGUAGAUGUAUAAAAUGUACCCAACAGAAAGCAGCUACCUUUUUAAGGCUUUUUUGAAACGCGAAAGCUACAAACAGAGACCAUCAGACGGCUUUGUGGUUCCAAACCAGGCAUCUUUAUUAUUCUCAGUAAUGGUUGAGUUGGGGAAAAAACGGGACAGUUCGGCCACCAAAUGUGUUUUUUCUGCUUCUAGGCCAGUUUUAUUACCUGGUAGAAAACGAAUGGCUACAUUUCCAGUACCGUUAUUUUCACCUUCUUUUACAGUGACCUAAAAAAACGAUGGGGGAGUAAGGGUUGAAGAGGGAUAAGCUGUGGUUUAAAACUGAUGUGUUUAAAUGCUCGCUCUCAUGCUUAAUUUAUUUCGUUCGUCACGUUUUGUGUAUGUGAAUGCACUAAGAACAAUGCAUUAGUGAACUUUGUUAGCAAUGCCUUUUUGUCAAUAAAAUAAAUGUUUAACAAUGUU